This is a messenger RNA of Syngnathus acus (greater pipefish), 3468 nucleotides long. RefSeq names its product negative regulator of reactive oxygen species (gene nrros). The record is from RefSeq and is a predicted model, not a curated record. Gene Ontology annotation, molecular function: protein binding. The transcript is spliced from 3 exons. The coding region runs from base 359 to 2386 and encodes 675 amino acids. Gene Ontology annotation, cellular component: extracellular matrix. Lineage: Eukaryota; Metazoa; Chordata; Actinopteri; Syngnathiformes; Syngnathidae.
GAAAAGGGCACUCUGCCAGGCUUUGUGGUAGCAGCUGCACUCCCGACAGAAAUUCUAAUAAGUGAGAUAUAACAGCAGGGCUCUGCAUGGUGAAGAGAAAGAAGAAAAGUUAAGAAGAAUUUGCCUUCCUGUGGCCCCUCUGAGCUUGAGAACCUCUCUCUGAUUACAGCUUGUCCAUGUGACCUGGUUUCCGUUGCAUGCUUCCGCGAAUAGUAAAACCGAGGUGUCAAUGCUUCUGUCAGAGGACGGCACAUGAAGAACACGCACGACGGCCGAGAGAGAAGCAACGAUAUGGUCACGGGUGCAGGCAGCGGUGGCUCGGGGGAUCCACGCCUUACCACCGCUUGAGGAUGUUAAAAUGUCAGUUCACGGCACGUCGUCCAUCAUCUGUUGCUUACUGCUACCCAUGUGGAUCAUCCUCGCACCAGCCUCAAGUCAUCCACAACGCAGUCAGUGUAAACUGACGCAACGAACGGCUCUCUGCAACAAUUCCAACCUCACGUCGGUACCGGCGGGACUACCAAGCAGCACCGAAGAACUUCAACUCAAUCACAAUCUUCUCAAGACACUACAGGACGACUCUCUUCAGUAUCCCUCGCUCACUACCCUCAGUUUAGCCUGCAACCAGAUGGAAGGAUUGCAUCCAAACACUUUUCAAUCCACCAAAUUGUUAAAAAAUCUUAAUUUGGCAAUGAAUAAUCUGUAUGUUAGCUACACGCAAACCAGCAAUGCUUUAAAGACGCUGCCCGGGAUCAAAUUUUUAGAUCUAUCCGAGAAUAGGUUAGAUGAAGAAAUGGCUGCCGUCCUUCUUCAAAAUCUGACAUCGCUGGAGUACUUAAAUCUUUCGGGGAAUCUCUUACGGCGUCUGGAUGAGACGUCGUUCAGAGAUCUUCGUCAGGUGAGAGAGCUGGACCUGCAGAGGAACCUCCUGUUUGAGAUCGACAACGCCUUUGACGGCACUCCCAGAUUGCAGCGGCUCAACUUGGCCUUCAAUUAUCUACCUUGCCUGACGGACUUCCACAUGAGUCAGUUGGUGGUUCUAAACGCCAGCCACAACUUCAUCGAAUGGUUCAUCACCAGGCCGGACGCGAACGUCACUUUUCAAAUCGAGACGCUCGAUCUAUCCGAUAACAAGCUGCUCUUCUUUCCGUUCUUACCCGAGAUGAGCCGCUUACGCAAUCUCCACCUGUCCCACAACGUUGUGAGUUUUUAUGAGCACCUAACGGACAACGUCACAUUCCCAAACUUGACCUCCACUGUCGAUUUCCACAACCUGGGGAGGAACACCAGCACCGUCACGGCUAAGCUAUGGAACGACAGCCUUCACGGCGACGUCUCCUCGGUGGAGCUUUUAGAUCUACGAGGAAACAAGUUGCAGUACUUCCCACGGGGAUUCAUCCGGAAAAUGCCAUCCCUGUCCAGACUGCGGAUACGCAGCAACUGUCUGGAAAGCUUGAAUCUAACAUCCGAGCGAUUCUCUGCUAGCUUGUUGGAGUUGGACGUUAGCGACAACGGGCUGAUAGAGAUUGCAGCGGAUGAUGUUACGCUGAGGACGCUUAGCAACUUGACAUACCUUAACCUCAGCCGGAACGAUCUCGACUGCUCAUCCUCGAGACGAUUGUUCAAUUUACCGGGUCUUCGGUCAAUGGACCUCAGUUACAGCAACAUAGGGAAAUGUCUCCGUGAGGCAGGUGUAGCCUGGAACACCACUGAGUCCUUGAGGCAGCUUUUCCUCAAGGGAAGCCAUCUUGAAAGAAUUCCACCAUCUGCAUUCUCUGGACUCGCUCUCACGCAUUUAGAACUUUCCGACAACCCUGGACUAAGAGGCCAGCAGUCGAUCAAAAGUCUGAGCAGAACGUUACAGCACUUAGGUUUGGGAAACACACACGUUGGGGAAUUGGACUUUGCAGAUUUUCUAAAUCUGAAGUCUCUGAAUAUUUCAUGCAACUCCCUCGAGCAUCUUCCGGCUUCAGUCUCGAGUCUUGACUUAAGACAGCUCGAUUUGAGGGACAACAAAUUGUCGACGAUUCCCUCGAAUCAGGCCGACGCGUUAGCUUCGAAACUUCACACCGUUUUCCUGACGGGGAAUCCAUUCAACUGCUGCCAAAGCGAAUGGUUCAGGACUUUCACGACAACAAAGACCGUCCACGUGGUCGGCCAGUCGGACAUCGAAUGCGCGGAUCUCUUCCAAACACGCAGCAUUCGGCAUUACAGCUCAUUUUUGUGCCGUGACGAAAGCGGAGAAUCUUUUUUUUGGUACAUCCUGCUUUUUGGGCCCAUUUGCAUUUCUUUAGUGGGCAUUGUUGUUAUUGUAUUUCUGACACUCAAGCCCAAAGUGAUCCACAAAUCAAUCAAAAAGAAAUAUUCAAAGCCUACGUCCUACUGAUGUACGUUUACCUUUCAGUCCAGCAUUAACAUUUGAUGGACAACCUGGCGGAUUAUUGACAUGCUAUCAACGAUCAUUUUAUCCUGUGGUGCUCUGAUUAGGGUUGGCAAUAAAAAUUUCAACUAUUAUAAAAAAGAUUUUAUUUCCCACUGCAUGCACCGUUAGCGUGUGGUUCAAAACCACAAAAUGUAAAACUGCGGCCGUGGCGCCUAGCUUUGUGUGAACGUGCGCUUCAUGUGUGAUGAACACACACACACACACACACACACACACAAGUGGUGUGGUGCAAGCUGUUGUUAUAAGCAGCAAAGGAAACAAGAAAUUUCCUGUUUUGCGCAAGUGUACAGCACACUGCCCAGUUCCGUAUCUCAAAGAGGAGGGUUUCCUUCCUAUCCGAUGGAGGGCCAAUGAGGGGCACUUUUGAAUGCUGAUCCUCGUGCUCGCUAACCUACUAACUCUCAGAAACGAUGCCUCAACAAGCUUUAAAAAAAUAAUAAUAAUAAUUUCUCAACAGUGUGUAUGAAUUAUUGAGGAGCGGGCAAGUUGCUGAUAUCUGCCGUUACAGCAGAAUGCAUGAGGCCUAACCAGAAGGUAACCAGAAUACCGCUGUGGUGAUGCUCAAAGGUCACGGCGGUUGAAGAAGUAUAAAUCGAAACUAGCAUAAUUAUUUUUUUCUAAAUGGGGCAAGUAGACAAUUAUUUAAUUCUUUUUUUUUUGCUCAUUAAAUAUAAAAUAAUGAUUCAGCAAACUGGUAAUUAUAAAUGACUGAUGUUUUCUCAACAAGAGCAGAAAUACAAACCACAAGUAUUUAUCACGUUCAAAAACACUUAUUUGUAGAAAGAGGAAGCGCUUAAUGUGAAGUUGCUGAGUCUACAUUAGUAGAUUGUGGGAGAUGGUGUCAACCAGCAGUCCCCAACUUUUUUUUGCGCCACGGACAUGUCAGAUCAUAUUUUCAAGGACUGGCCUUUAUAUAAAUAUAACAAUAAAUAACUUAUUAUAUAUAUCAAUAUGAUGAAAUAAAAUGAUACUACUGGCAUUAAAACAAAUACAAACCACCUAAAAAUAAAACUCACCAUUAAGUA